This is a messenger RNA of Solanum pennellii, 1181 nucleotides long. RefSeq names its product light-harvesting complex-like protein 3 isotype 2, chloroplastic. Lineage: Eukaryota; Viridiplantae; Streptophyta; Magnoliopsida; Solanales; Solanaceae. Bases 149 to 949 code for a protein of 266 amino acids. The record is from RefSeq and is a predicted model, not a curated record. The transcript is spliced from 3 exons.
UGUUUAAUUUAAGACUUUUUUAUAUGUAAGUAACAGCCAAGAAAUCAUUUGCUUAUUUCUGCGGCUAAGGAUUGUUGAAAGAUCAUUUUGCCAUGACCUGAAAGCUCUUAUUUUUCAUUGCUUAAGCUUUCUUCAAUCAGCCACAAGAAUGUCAAUGGCCUUAUUCUCAUCUCCCCCACUUCACUUCCCUACUCUUACCCCUUCAAAACAUCACUUAACCCCCAAACCUUAUCCUUCUAUAAGUUUCAAGAAACCCCAUCUCUCUUUCUUGGUUUCUCCGAAGGCCACUGAUAAUGGGUCAGGUGGUGUAGUUUCCUCUUCUUCUGUUACUGUAGAGCAGGAAGUACCUGAAGAAAAAGCUCAGGAUGGUGCUGUGGAAGUUGAGGAGUCAAAUGAGGCUUCUGUAGGCUCUAAUGGGUCACCGCCGGUGGCUUCCACCGGAGCUCCGGUACCGGAGACUGUGAAGAUGUUUCAAGAUACGAGAUGGGUUGGUGGGACUUGGGAUUUGAAGCAAUUUCAGAAAGAUGGAGAAACCCAUUGGGAUUCUGUUAUUGAUGCUGAGGUUAGGAGAAGGAAAUGGUUGGAAGAUAACCCAGAGUCAUCAAGUAAUGAAGAACCUGUGCUUUUCGACACUUCCAUUAUUCCUUGGUGGGCAUGGAUGAAGAGAUUCCAUCUCCCUGAAGCUGAACUUCUCAAUGGUCGUGCUGCAAUGGUUGGUUUCUUUAUGGCCUAUUUUGUGGAUAGCUUGACUGGGGUAGGCCUUGUUGACCAAAUGGGGAACUUCUUUUGCAAAACACUGUUGUUUGUAGCUGUGGCCGGUGUGCUUCUGAUACGGAAGAAUGAGGAUAUAGAAACACUCAAAAAGUUGGUGGACGAGUCUACUUUUUAUGACAAGCAAUGGAAAGCGUCUUGGCAAGACGAGAACUCAAGUAGUUCAAAGGACUCUUGAACACAUUUUCUCACUUAAGCUUUGAUUUUCAUAUAUUUGGAAGAUUGCGAUUAGGUGAUGACACAAUGCUAGUCAAAAGAGAGCCUAAAAUCUGUAUUCACCAUUUUGUUUAGUUCUAAUUGUAUCUUCUUUCCUUUCUUAUUUUGUUGUUUGACAGUAAAAUCGGUUCUGUUUUUUUCUGUAGUAAACAAUCUCUUAGCUGAUCUAUGAUAUUAUUUUGUCAGAUUGCUUA